AUGACACCGACAAAUCCCUUCUCGCGGAAAUUCCAACGCAUAACCCCCCAACGCUGGGCGAUAUACAGCGCUGCUUCUCUCCUGGCCGCGCUCAUCUACCACUUCCUCGUCGUAACAUGGGGUCGAAUCAGUCUUGCAUGUGUUGUGCUCCUCCUGGCUGUGUGUACCACGCAAUACCUCGUCCACAGUCGCAGCACGCUACAGUUCUCCCACUGCCUCGUUCUGUCUAUAUGCAUGCUUCUUCUCGGCCCCGUAUCGAACCUGAUCUCCGGCUACCUCUUCUCCGAAUCCGCCGCGAUCCCCACGAUCCAACCUCCCGCGGUUCACUUCGCGCUUUCCUUCAUCUUCAUGUCGGACAUGGAGUGGCUCCGUCUGCGCUUCGAUGAGCACGACAACUCCGCCGUGUACGCCGACCUAACCAACUUCCCCUGCGGGUACAACAUCGACGCGUACAUUGACCCGCCGCCCAACGGCGCGCGGGAAUACACCCCCAGCUCCUUGCUCGGCGUGUUUCUCCGCAGCUUUCGCGGUCUGCCGCCCGACCUACUUCUCACUGGCGCGUUAGGGGCGAGCUCGUACAUUCUCAACAGCGCUGUGCUGUGGGCGCUGCACCCGCAACGUCUGCAUGACAAUGAGGUGACGACGGCAUGGGGGUAUGAUAUCUUCACGUCGAGCAAGGAGUUCUGGCCCUCGAUGCUGAGUGGCGUGCUUAUGCGGCCGGUGAGGCUGCUGAUUGCGUUGGGAUUUGCGUGGGUGGGGGAGGUGUGGGCGGCGUUUUGGAGGAAGAGGAAGGCUGGACAGGAGGUC
Molecule: messenger RNA, 807 nt
Organism: Dothidotthia symphoricarpi CBS 119687
Lineage: Eukaryota; Fungi; Ascomycota; Dothideomycetes; Pleosporales; Dothidotthiaceae
Exons: 1
Source: RefSeq, a predicted model, not a curated record